AUGUUGAGCUACAUCCUCUACUGGUGCGCCGUCAUCUCCAUCGGGUUGUUGACCAUCUUCCAAUGCAAGGGCUCGAAGAAGAAGGGCGCCGACCCGAAGGCCGCAGCCGCCGCCGGCGCGAAGAAGCCCGGACAGUCUGUGAUGCAGAAGCCUGCCGGUGAAGCCGGAGACAAAACGAAGAAGGAUGAUGCGAAGAAGGAGGGAGAUGAGAAGAAGGAUGACAAGAAGGAAGGCGAUGAUAAGAAGGAUGACAAGAAGGACGACGAGAAAAAGGACGACAAGAAAGAUGAUAAGAAGGAUGAGAAGAAGGACGACAAGAAGGAGAAGGAGGAGAAGGAGGACAAGAAAGACGACAAGAAGGACGAUAAGGAUGACGAGAAGAAGGACGAUGAGAAGAAGGAUGACGAGAAGAAAGAUGAUGAGAAGAAGGAUGGUAGCAAGAAGGAGGGCGGCUCCAAGAAGGAAGCCGGCUCCAAGAAGGACGAGAAGAAGGAGGGAUCGAAGAAGGAGGGCAGUAAAAAAGAAGGUUCGAAGAAGAAAGAAGGAAGCAAGAAGGAGGGCUCGAAGAAGGAGGGCAGCAAGAAGGAGGGUUCCAAGAAGAGCAAGGAGGGCAGCAAGAAGGGCAAGAAGGAGGACGAGAAGAAGGACGGUGAUAAGAAGGAGGGCUCAAAGAAGGAAAAGUCCAAGGACGAGAAAAAGGACGGUGACAAGAAAGAGGAGGAGAAGAAAGACGAAAAGAAGGACGAAAAGAAGGAGGAGAAGAAAGACGAGAAGAAAGACGAGAAGAAAGACGAAAAGAAGGAGGAGAAGAAGGAGGAAAAGAAAGACGAAAAGACGGAUGAUAAGAAAGAAGAGAAGAAGGACGAGAAGACAGACGAAAAGAAGGAGGGCGACGAGAAGAAGGAGGGCGAGGAUAAGAAAGACGGCGAGAAGAAGGAGGAGGAAAAGAAGGAGGAAGAGAAGAAAGAAGAGAAAAAGGAGGAGAAGAAGGAGGAGGAGAAAAAGGAAGAGAAGAAAGAUGAUGGAAAGCCUUCUGUCGCGCCGGACACCUUGAAAUGGACGGCGGCCGCCGGCGAGCAGGUGCUCGUCAUCAAGAACGUCGGGAAGAGGCGAGCCUACAAAGUGAAGUGCUCGGACAACAAGAUCUACCGCAUCAACCCGGUGUUCUCGAUCGCCAAGGCUGACGAGGACAACAAGAUCACCAUCAACAGGAUCGCCGCCCCGGUCAAGGAGGACCGCAUCGAGAUCGUCCACUACGAAGCGCCCGACGAGAAGAUCACCAAGGCCGAGGACAUCUUCAAGGAUAAGACCCUCAAGACCGAGACGAUCAUCGUCCCCACCGGCACUGGAAUCAAGCCAGCGGCCCCGGCAGCUAGUGCUCCGGCAGCUGGUGCUCCUGCAGCUGGUGCUCCUGCAGCCCCAGCCGAUCCCGCUGCCCCAGCUGCCGCCAGUCCUGCAGCUCCAGCCGCCAGUCCCGCUCCGGCCGCUGCUAGCCCUGAUGCUGCCCAGGGCUACACCCUCGAGCCCAAGACCAUCGAGUUCCCGAAGCCGGCCGGCAAGCUGCCGAUCAAACUGACCAACACGACCGGCAAGCGAGCUGCCGUCAAGGUCAAGGUCUCCAACAACCAGAUCUACAAGGUCAACCCCGUGUUCGCUUUCGUGGCCGCCGGCGCCGCGCACAACAUCGAGAUCGAGCGCACCGGUACGGCUGCCGGCGCCGGUGAGAAGAUCGUCAUCGUGUUCGCCAAUUGUGAUGAUGCGGACAAGGACCCUGCGGCCGUGUUCAAGAAGGUGGCCCCGGCCGAGCAGAAGGCGACGACCCUCCCGGUCACCUUUGCCGCGAAG
Molecule: messenger RNA, 1845 nt
Organism: Mesorhabditis spiculigera
Lineage: Eukaryota; Metazoa; Nematoda; Chromadorea; Rhabditida; Rhabditidae
Source: the annotation of a GenBank genome assembly